Colletotrichum karsti is the source of this 1620-nucleotide messenger RNA. RefSeq lists its product as uncharacterized. NCBI's taxonomy places the organism in Eukaryota, Fungi, Ascomycota, Sordariomycetes, Glomerellales, Glomerellaceae. The coding region runs from base 1 to 1620 and encodes 539 amino acids. The transcript has a single exon. The record is from RefSeq and is a predicted model, not a curated record.
AUGCCUCCCAGACUCAACACCGGGCCGGACGGAUCCCUCAAUCUUCCUCACUCGCGUUCUCAUCCUUCGCCCGCCCUUCCUACCGCGACCACAUGCGACUCCAACAUCUCCGACUACAUUGGAAGCGGAACCAGUAGCCCUGGACUGAGCCCCGGGCUCGACCAGCGCCUGGCUGAAUUUGAUGCAUUGCGCAACGGCGACGACGACCACUUCGAACACGACGACUACGACGACGACGACGACGCCAUGAGCGACUCUCACCGAAGACCUCCCCUCCUGCGGAACCACGACUCUCGCUCGGGACAGCCUCUCCUUAAACCCAAAUCCGACGACGACCACCUCGACGAUCGCGGUAGAAAUGUCUAUUCCACUCGCUCCCGCGGCGCCAGCCCCUUGCUGACCCCCAACCGACCGACCUUCUCCCGCGGCUCGACCCUGCGAGCGCAUUCUCCUUCCACGGUCAAGGCCAACGCGCGCAAAAAGUACAUCUAUGCCGCCUUCUUCCUCGUUCUGAGCUUGUUCUCCUUCGUCAUCCAGACGGAGCUGUCGGCCUACAUCCAGCAGGAGCUCGGCUGGGACAAGGCGUACUGCAUGCUCUACCUCACCCACGGCUCCUGGUCCAUGUUGUGGCCUGCUCAGCUGCUCAUCCUGCGCAUUCAGAAGCGCAACGUCCCCUGGAACGCCUUCUGGCGCCGUCACACCGAGCUGCUUCACAGCACCGCCAUCAUGGUCCAGGACCAGACCCUCGACUGGAUGCGCCCCAGGCCCCAGACUCGCAUGUCGCCUAUAUUCUACCUCAUUAAGACUACCGCCUUCGUCACCACCGCCCUGACAAUAGCUGGCUUCAGCUGGUACGUCGCCGUCAACAUGACGACCCCCUCCGACCUGACGGCCAUCUACAACUGCUCGGCCUUCUUCGCCUACGUCUUCUCGGUUCCCUUGCUCAAGGAGCCCUUGCGCCUUGACAAAUCUCUCGCCGUGCUCGUGGCCAUCGCCGGCGUGCUCAUCGUCGCCUACGGUGACACAAGUCCCGGAGAGGACGACGCCGCCCACCAAAACGCCGCCGGACAGCGCCUGACCGGCAACCUUGUCAUCGGCAUCGGUUCCGUGCUCUACGGACUCUACGAAGUGCUGUACAAGCGCUUCGCCUGCCCGCCCGAUGGCGUCGCCCCGGGCCGCGGCAUGAUCUUCGCCAACACCUUCGGCUCAUGCAUCGGCGCCUUCACGCUCACCGUCCUCUGGAUCCCGCUACCCAUCCUGCACUGGACCGGAAUCGAGACCUUCUCCCUGCCGACCGGCUACACCGCGUGGAUGCUCCUCGCUAGCGUUAUUAUGAACGCGACCUUUGCGGGCAGCUUCCUGGUCCUCAUCAGCCUGACGAGCCCGGUCCUGUCUAGUGUGGCGAGUUUGCUGACCAUCUUCAUCGUCGCGAUUACGGAUUGGUUCAGGACGGGCGAGCCCCUCAGCUUCGCGGCGAUGCUGGGCGGCGUCAUGAUCAUGGUCGCCUUCGGCAUGCUGAGCUGGAGCACGUGGCGCGAGAUGACGGAGAUCGAGGCCACCAAGGCUGUCGACCUCACCGACAGCGGCGACGACAGCGACAGGGACGAGCGCCAGGACUAG